AUGGCGCUAUACGGGACUUCCGACGCCCUGAUGUGCAGGACGUUCCCAACAACCUUACGAGGGCUAGCCCGCUCGUGGUACAGCAGCCUGAAGGCCGGGACCGUCGCCUCCUUCGACCAACUCGCCAAAGAUUUCGAGCUCAACUUCUUAGCUUACGUUCGACCAAAGCCGUCCGUGGCAUUGCUCCUCGGACUGAACCAAAGGGAGGACGAGCCCCUCUCCCAUUUUGUGAACCGCUUUACGACGCAAAUUCGUGGGCUAUCGGAGGCUCACCCCUCUCUGUUGAUGCAGGCAUUCAUGACAGGCCUGCGACCUUCCAGGUUCUUCUAG
Musa acuminata AAA Group (dessert banana) is the source of this 330-nucleotide messenger RNA. RefSeq lists its product as uncharacterized. NCBI's taxonomy places the organism in Eukaryota, Viridiplantae, Streptophyta, Magnoliopsida, Zingiberales, Musaceae. The transcript has a single exon. Bases 1 to 330 code for a protein of 109 amino acids. The record is from RefSeq and is a predicted model, not a curated record.